CAUUGAAGGAGAGAAACAUCUUUCCACAAGUUGAAACUACGACAAGUGGGAUAUCACAACUGAUCCUUGAGAAUCAACCUGAAGCCAGUUUCUAUAGAGACAUAAGACAUUUAAGUGAUAAGAUCACAACACAUCAUAGCACAGGGAGAGGCAAGGUUGAAGGAAGUAUCAGAGGUGACCUCUACCCAUACGGGACUCUAGCAGAUCACACAGGCCCAACCAUGGAGGAGAGAAGGCGUGUGGGCUACUACGUGCACAGAGAGGUGCUGGAUGAGGGAAAAGUGGACCAGUUGGCUGAGAAAUCAGAUGUUAAAGUCCCUUUCUCUGAAAAAAUCAGAGAGUCAGUGAGGUGUUCUGGCCCCAGGCUGAAGAGUUGUAUGUUGUCGUCUGUUCCUGUCCUCUCCUGGCUGCCUCGCUACUCCCUCAGAGACAACGCCAUCGGAGACCUGAUCUCAGGCAUCAGUGUGGGCAUCAUGCACCUACCACAAGGGAUGGCCUAUGCUCUGCUAGCAGCAGUGCCCCCAGUGUUUGGUCUCUACUCUUCCUUUUACCCCAUCCUCAUCUACUUCAUCUUUGGGUCGUCCAAACACAUCUCUGUGGGUACAUAUGCAGUGAUGAGUGUGAUGAUCGGGGGAGUGACAGAACGCUUGGCCCCAGACACUAACUUCAUGAUGUAUGUUAACGCCACCAAUCAGAGUAUGGUGGAUGUUUUGGCUCGAGACACGGAGCGGGUGAAAGUGGCUGCUGCCGUUACUUUCUUGUCCGGCCUCUUCCAGAUGCUCCUGGGCCUGGUUCAGUUUGGCUUUGUGGUGACCUACCUGUCUGAGCCCCUGGUCAGAGGGUACACCACCGGAGCAGCCAUCCACGUCAUCGUCUCUCAGCUCAAGUACACCUUUGGUAUCAGUCCAAAACGCCACAGCGGAUCCUUCGCCCUGAUCUUUACGGUGAUAGAGGUGUGCUAUCUGUUGCCAGAAACCAACAUAGGCACCCUAGUGGUGAGCCUGGUGUCCAUCAUUGGCCUCAUCAUGGUCAAGGAGCUCAACACCUACCUGGGCAAAAAGCUGCCAGUACCCAUUCCUGUAGAGCUGCUAGGGAUCAUCAUCGCCACGGUGAUCUCCUGGCAGGUCAACCUGGAGGGGAAGUAUGGAGUGGAAGUGGUGGGAGAGAUCCCCUCUGGUCUACAGCCCCCUGUAAUGCCUACAGCCUCUCUAUUUGGGAAGGUGAUAGGUGAUGCCUUCGCUCUGUCUGUGGUUGGCUACGGCAUUGCCAUCUCCCUCGGACGGAUCUUUGCCCUAAAAUAUGGCUACAAAGUUGACAGCAACCAGGAAUUGAUAGCCCUGGGUCUCAGCAACUCCAUUGGAGGGGUGUUUCAGUGCUUUGCAAUCAGUUGCUCCAUGUCCCGCACCAUGGUACAGGAAAGCACUGGGGGCAAGACUCAGGUGGCGAGUGCUCUUUCAGCCAUGGUGAUUCUGGUCAUCAUGCUGUGGAUUGGGGCUCUCUUUGAAGAGCUGCCAAAGGCCGUGUUGGCAGCCAUCAUCUAUGUGAACCUGAAUGGCAUGAUGAAGCAGUUCAUGGACAUCCCAACUCUGUGGAAGAGCAAUAAAGUGGAUAUGCUGGUGUGGGUGGCAACUCUGACCCUGACCGUGCUCUUCAACCCUGACAUGGGCCUGGCAGCCUCCAUUGCCUUCUCCAUGCUCACGGUCAUCUUCAGGACCCAGCUGCCGAAGUACUCCCUCCUAGGGCAGGUCCCUGAGACUGACAUCUACAGACCAGUGGAGAACUAUAAUCAGGUAAAUGAGAUCCCUGGUGUGGUGAUCUUCCGCUCCUCUGCGACCCUCUACUUUGCCAACGCUGAGAUGUACCAAGACGCCCUGGCAGAGAAGAGUGGGAUUGACAUCACCAAGCUCAUCUCCCAAAAGAAGAAAGCAGAGGCCAAGAGACUGAGGAAGGAAAAGAAAGAGGCCAGGAAAGCCAAGAAGGACGCAAAGAAGAAUGCACAGGAAUGGGAAGGCGAGCCAGACAGUUCGGAGAACGAGGUGGAGAAUGGUGUGGCCACAGUGGAGGAAGGGAGUAAACCUGACUCCACCCUUCCUCGUGCCAUCAUCCUGGAACUGAGUCCAGUCAACUUCCUGGAUACUGUGGGCGUCAAGACUCUACGCAAUAUCCAAAGAGACUACGGUGAUAUCGGUGUAGAGGUAGUCCUGUGUGGAUGUCAGACUGGUGUUAUUGAGAACCUGGAGAGUGGAGGGUUCUUCAGUGAGAAAGUCAGCAAAGCAUGUCUCUUCUCCUCAAUCCACGAUGCAGUGCUUCAUUGUCAGACAGACAGGGCCAAGAUUAACAAAGAUGACGAGGAAGUGCAAGCGACUCAUUUCUGAAUACUGAGGGUAAUGGAGGCGUCUUACUGUAUGGUACUUGGGUACUUAUUAGAAAGUUCAGAAUACUUGACAUUCAUAUUAUGUCCACAUAUUUUUUGACACAGAAAGAAAGUAUGAAAGAAAGAAUGUAUCAAAAAGAGACACAGAUACAAACACUUCAACGAGACACACAAACCUUGACAGCCCCAGAUUAAUGUUAGCCUUGUACUCCAUGCAAUGUGCCAAGGAUGUACAUUGAAACAGAAUAAUAUUAUUCUAUGACCUUCCUAUAA
Messenger RNA from Salvelinus namaycush (lake trout), 2647 nucleotides. It is a transcript of the gene slc26a6.2, whose product is annotated as solute carrier family 26 member 6. Gene Ontology annotation, molecular function: secondary active sulfate transmembrane transporter activity; oxalate transmembrane transporter activity; bicarbonate transmembrane transporter activity. Gene Ontology annotation, cellular component: membrane. The transcript has 19 exons. Bases 222 to 2375 code for a protein of 717 amino acids. The record is from RefSeq and is a predicted model, not a curated record. Lineage: Eukaryota; Metazoa; Chordata; Actinopteri; Salmoniformes; Salmonidae. Gene Ontology annotation, biological process: transmembrane transport.